AUGCGUCUCUUCCUUUCUCUUGCACUUUUGCUUUCCUUGAGCAUCGACACUCUUGCAGCACCGACCUCCCUUCACCCCCAGCGAAGAAAACGAUCUUUUCAAGUUGAACGCGUUAAGCGCAACGACUAUGUUGCCCAUGGACCACACGCACUGCGCAAAGCGUACCGCAAAUUUGGCAUUGCAUCAACCAAUUUCACCGGCAUUGAGCUAGAUGACUUCGAACCAUUUGAAAUCAAGACUAGCGCUGUGUCCACAAACCAAAACUCGGCCACCACGGAGCCUGAUCAGACCGGCGCUGUCAGUGCGACAUCGGUACAAAGUGAUGUAGAGUUUGUGUCGCCGGUAACAAUUGGAGGUCAAACGAUCACGAUGGAUUUCGAUACUGGAUCUUCUGAUAUGUAUGCUUCCCCAAUAGAUAGUUUUGAGGAGCUUUUCCCAAUAUGGCCUGUUCUGUUGAAAAAGACUAACGCCGAUCAUAGGUGGGUGAUGAACACCGAGCUCCCAGAAUCAACAAUCCAAGGUCGCACAGUCUACGACCCAAGCAGCUCCACCACCUUUAAGAAAGUAAGCGGGGGCUCUUUCAAGAUCUCAUACGGUGAUUCGUCCUCUGCAUCUGGCGGACUGGGCAAAGAUACUGUCGACAUUGGCGGUGCAACGGUCACCGGCCAAACAUUCGGCCUUCCCACAUCUGUGUCAGAGUCUUUCAUCGAAGACACUUACUCCAACGGCCUCGUCGGCCUCGGCUUCUCAUCCAUCAACACCUUCGACCCUGGCCCCCAGAAGACCUUCUUUGACAACAUCGCCUCAGACCUGGAGGAGCCCGUCCUGACAGCCCGGCUCCGCAGCGACAGCGUUGGCGAGUAUGAAUUCGGCAAGAUCGAUGAAAGCAAGUACACUGGUACCCUCGUUAAUGUCACCGUUGACUCGUCCAAUGGAUUUUGGCAGUUCAAGGCUGGGUAUUACGCCGUCGGCUCCGGGGCUUUACAUGAAGUCACCGAUAUUCCUAAUGCCAUCGUCGACACGGGAACUUCGCUGAUGCUGGUCAGUCCCGAGGUUGCUGAGGCAUACUACAGCGAAGUUACAAGCGCCGCCUACUCCAGCAGCGUUGCGGGUUACAUCUAUCCUUGCGCGGCAGAUCUGCCCAGUCUGACUGUUGCGCUGGGCGACAAGUAUCAAGCUACCAUCCCAGGAUCACUCAUCAAUUUUGCAGAAGUUGGGACAAAUAAGACUACUGGUGACACGGUGUGCUAUGGUGGCAUCCAGUCAAACUCGGGUUCGAGUCUGCAAAUCUUCGGUGAUGUGUUCCUCAAAGCGCUGUUUGUGGUCUUCGAUCAACGUGGACCAUCUCUAGGUUUCGCGUCGCCGUCAUGA
This is a messenger RNA of Penicillium macrosclerotiorum, 1371 nucleotides long. RefSeq names its product pepsin-like aspartic protease. The transcript is spliced from 2 exons. Gene Ontology annotation, molecular function: aspartic-type endopeptidase activity. Gene Ontology annotation, biological process: proteolysis. Bases 1 to 1371 code for a protein of 456 amino acids. The record is from RefSeq and is a predicted model, not a curated record. NCBI's taxonomy places the organism in Eukaryota, Fungi, Ascomycota, Eurotiomycetes, Eurotiales, Aspergillaceae.